This is a messenger RNA of Trichechus manatus latirostris (Florida manatee), 4622 nucleotides long. RefSeq names its product interleukin 6 cytokine family signal transducer (gene IL6ST). Lineage: Eukaryota; Metazoa; Chordata; Mammalia; Sirenia; Trichechidae. The transcript is spliced from 16 exons. The record is from RefSeq and is a predicted model, not a curated record. The coding region runs from base 222 to 2981 and encodes 919 amino acids. Gene Ontology annotation, biological process: cytokine-mediated signaling pathway. Gene Ontology annotation, molecular function: interleukin-6 receptor activity; interleukin-6 binding. Gene Ontology annotation, cellular component: membrane; signaling receptor complex; external side of plasma membrane.
GCCGCGAGGGGAGGACUCGCGCGGUGUCUUCGGGGAGAGCUGGAGCCGGGCAAGGACCCGAGAGGCCCGCGGAGCCGCGCCGAGGCCGCCCGGGCGCAGCAGAGGUGGGGUAGCCGCGCCCGCCCGGCCGACGGUUCCAGCCUGGACCGGCGCUGAGGGAGACGGGCGCCGUGGAGGCGCGGAGGAUCGUGGCAUAGCGGCCUGAGGAAUCUCUAUACAAGAUGUUGACUUUGUGGACUAGGGUAGUGCAAGCCGCAUUUAUUUUCCUAACCACUGAAUCUAUAGGUGUUCUUCUAGAUCCAUGUGGUCAUAUCAGCCCUGAAUCUCCGGUUGUACAACUUGGUUCUAAUUUCACUGCAGUUUGUGUACUAAAGGAAAAAUGUAUGGAUAAUUUUGCUGUAAAUGCUGAUAACAUUUUUUGGAAAACAAACCAUGCUAUUGUUCCUAAGGAACAAUAUACUGUCAUAAACAGAACAGCAUCUAGUGUCACCUUUAGAGAUGUAUCUUCAUUAAAUACUCAGCUCACUUGCAACAUUUAUGCAUUUGGACAAAUUGAGCAAAAUGUUUAUGGAAUCACAAUAAUUUCAGGCUUGCCUCCAGAAAAACCUAAAAAUUUGAAUUGUAUUGUGAAUGAGGAAAAGAAUAUGAUGUGUCAGUGGGAUCCUGGAAGGAAAACAUAUCUGGAAACAAACUAUACUUUAAAAUCUGAAUGGGCAACCGAGAAGUUUGCUGAUUGUAAAGCACAGCGUGACACCCCCAACUCAUGUACUCUUGAUUAUUCUCCUGUAUAUUUUGUCAACAUUGAAGUCUGGGUAGAAGCAGAGAAUGCCCUUGGGAACAUUACAUCAGAUCAUAUCAAUUUUGAUCCUAUAGAUAAAGUGAAGCCCAAUCCACCACAUAAUUUAUCAGUGAGAAGCUCAGAGGAACUGUCUAGUAUCUUAAAAUUGGCAUGGAUCAACCCAAGUAUUAAGAGUUUUCUAAGACUGAAAUAUAGCAUUCAGUACAGGACCAAGGAUGCCUCAACUUGGAGCCAGAUUCCUCCUGAAGAUACAUCAUCUACCCGGUCUUCAUUCACUGUCCAGGACCUUAAACCUUUUACAGAAUAUGUAUUUAGGAUUCGUUGUAUGAAGGAAGAUGGUAAGGGAUUCUGGAGUGACUGGAGUGAAGAAGCAAGUGGGAUCACAUAUGAAGCUAGACCAUCCAAGGAACCAAGUUUCUGGUACAAGAUAGAUCCAUCCCAUACUCAUGGCUAUAGACCUGUAAAACUCAUAUGGAAGACAUUGCCUCCUUUUGAAGCCAAUGGAAAAAUCUUGGAUUAUGAAGUGACUCUUACAAGAUGGAAAUCUCACUUUCAAAAUUACAGAGUUAAUGACACAAAACUGACAGUAAACCUCACAAAUGAUCGCUAUAUAGCAACUCUGACAGCAAGAAAUCUGGUUGGCAGAUCGGAUGCAUCUGUUUUAACUAUCCCUGCCUGUGACUUCCGAGCUGCUCACCCUGUAAUGGAUCUUAAAGCAUUCCCCAAAGAUAAUAAGCUUUGGGUAGAAUGGACUGCUCCUACUGAAUCUGUAAAUAAAUACAUACUUGAGUGGUGUGUGUUAUCAGAUAAAUCACCCUGUAUCCCAGACUGGCAACAAGAAGAUGGUACUGUACAUCUCACCUAUUUAAGAGGCAACCUAAUGGAGAGCAAAUGCUAUUUGAUAACAGUUACUCCAGUAUAUGCUGAUGGACCAGGAAGCCCUGAGUCUGUAAGAGCAUACCUUAAACAAGCUGCACCUUCAAAAGGACCUACUGUUCGGACAAAAAAAGUGGGGAAGAAUGAAGCUGUCUUAGAGUGGGACCAACUCCCUGUUGAUGUUCAAAAUGGAUUUAUCAGAAAUUAUACUAUACUUUAUAAAACUGCUUUUGGAAAUGAAACCGCCGUGAAUGUGGAUUCUUCCCACACAGAAUAUACGCUGUCCUCUUUGACUAGUGACACGUUGUACAUGGUACGAAUGGCAGCAUACACAGAUGAAGGUGGAAUGUACGGUCCUGAUUUCACUUUUACUACUCCAAAGUUUGCUCAAGGAGAAAUUGAAGCCAUAGUUGUGCCUGUUUGCUUAGCAUUCCUAUUGACAACUCUUUUGGGAGUAUUAUUCUGCUUUAAUAAGCGAGACCUGAUUAAAAAACAUAUCUGGCCUAAUGUUCCAGAUCCUUCAAAGAGUCAUAUUGCUCAGUGGUCACCUCACACACCUCUAAGGCAUAAUUUUAAUUCAAAAGAUCAAAUGUAUUCAGAUGGCAAUUUCACUGAUGUAAGUGUUGUGGAAAUAGAAGUAAAUGACAAAAAACCUUUUCCAGAAGAUUUGAAAUCAAUGGACCUCUUUAAGAAGGAAAAAAAUAGUACUGAAGGACACAGCAGUGGUAUUGGAGGGUCUUCGUGCAUGUCAUCUUCUAGGCCAAGCAUUUCUAGCGGUGAUGAAAAUGAAUCUGGACAGAACACUUUGAGCACUGUCCAGUAUUCUACUGUGGUACACAGCGGCUACAGACACCAGGUUCCACCGGUUCAAGUCUUCUCAAGAUCUGAGUCCACCCAGCCCUUGUUAGAUUCAGAGGAGCGGCCAGAAGACCUACAGUUAGUAGAUAAUGUAGACAGUGGUGAUGGCGUAUUGCCCAGGCAACAGUAUUUCAAGCAAAACUGCAGUCAGCAUGAAACCAGUCAAGAUAUUUCACAUUUUGAAAGGCCAAAGCAAGUUUCAUCAGUCAAUGAGGAAGAUUUUGUCAGACUUAAACAGCAGCAGAUUUCAGAUCAUAUUUCACAGUCCUGUGGAUCUGAGCAAAUGAAAAUGUUUCAAGAAAUUUCUACAGCAGCUGUUUUUGGUCCAGGUACUGAGGGAGAAGUAGAGAGAUUCGAAACAGUUGAGAUGGAGGCUGCAAUUGAUGAAGGAAUGCCUAAAAGUUACUUACCACAGACUGUAAGACAAGGUGGUUAUGUGCCUCAGUAAAAGACCAGGUCCUGUUCCAACUCAGCAGUAAGACAAGCUAAAAAUAUUUUAUCUGUCUUUUCAGAUAAAAAUAAUCUUCACUCACUGAAGAUGAUCACUUGCCCUUAAGGACAAAAAUAGACUGUACUCUCACAUGGGCUAUUUCCAUUUCAGAAUAUCUAGGAUUACUUUAAGCACUACAUAAACUGACUUCAUCCUCUGAAUAGCUGAAUGACUUUGUGCUAUUUCAGGAUGUUUGCACUGAAGAAAAACAGAAAGCUUGCCAGGAAUUUAUAAAGUAAAACUUUUCAUUUUUGUUUUGCCACAUAGAAUACAGAGGUUAUUAAAAUAAUAAGCAGCAUAAUACUUAGUGAUCAUAGCCAUACACAUUUUGAUGAACCUAAUCAUCAAAAAGACUUAGGGAGAGUUACUAUAAAAAAUUAGAGGAGCAAAGUCUAGAACCCUCUACUUCAGCUAACAACAUAAUUUAAAAAGAGGUCCAUAUGGCAUAACUAUAUGAGCCCAGCUUUUGUAGUCUGAGCAAAAUAAAUAAAUAAAUAAAUUGGAAUUCUGGAACUUGAACUUGACAGAUAAAAAUAUAUAUAUAUAUUUUUAAUAUUACAUAACAAUCUCACUGAAUUUUCAAAAACUGCUGUUGGCCAUCUCUUUGAGAACCCAUUCUCACAAACUCAGCAGAGUGCCCAGGUAGAGCUACGAGUGAAUACCACAAACUAUCUUAAGCAUUUCAAAAAUUGUUUUGCCACUAGUAAAGGCUUAAAUUUUACCACAUUUCUCUAUAUGUGGAUAUACAAAAUUAUUGACCCUUCCUCUUAAGACUUCAGAGAAUUUGGCUGACAAAGCACUUUAUACCAUAUAUCUUCAGCUUAAAUGUGUUUUAACGUAAUGUACUUUGUUUUUAAGUAAGACAGUAUCUUCUUUUCUCCAGUAGGUGAUUGAAGCAAACUAAGUUAGAGGACUUGGGCACUGCUCACCAAAACAAACAAAUGAAACACAACCCCAGAAGUGUAAAUAUUACGGUUAGCCAGUAUCCUUAUUGUAGAGGCACUUAAUGAAGAGAUAAUAUUUUAAUAUCUACAGUUUUGAGGUAGAGUGGGACUUAGUUCUAUGCUGUGAUUUAGGAUUAUUUUAAGUCUCUUCUUGCUAAUUCUGUUUUUCAGGGGAGAAGUGAGCCAGUCCUCCAGAGUUUAGCGCUAAACCCACUUAUGCAUACAGGCCAUCCUCUGUCCACUCCAUCUGACACAGCAGGAGCUCAAGACAGGGGCUGUUAACUAUCAGUAGUUUAAUUCUAGACUGCUGCUAUCAAAUGAGUUCAGAGGAAAUAGGUUUUGUUUUUCUAUCAUAUUUAAAUUACAGAAGCCAGGCAGUCUUAAAAUAUUUUGUAGAGGAUAUUGAAGAAUAAAAGACUAAGAAAAAUUGGUAUGCAUUUAUAGUUGAAAUGUAAUUCUACUUUUUAUUCUCACAGUAUAUUGUUCACAUUAGAUUUUCUAUUUUAUCCUUUUUAUUCUUGCGUUUAUGUAAUGCUUAAGACUUUCAGAGUUCUUUUACAUAUGUGAUCUCCCAGAUAGAGCAGAUGCUUUAUUUGAAUAUAUCCAGUUUCCUACUUUAGUCAAAACCAACAUGAGAGUGGAAGAGUGACAGAAU